Molecule: messenger RNA, 1870 nt
Organism: Rhea pennata
Lineage: Eukaryota; Metazoa; Chordata; Aves; Rheiformes; Rheidae
Product: kelch-like ECH-associated protein 1
Exons: 5
Coding region: 1-1779 (592 amino acids)
Molecular function (GO): protein binding
Source: RefSeq, a predicted model, not a curated record
AUGUACGCGCCCGAGUGCAAGGCGGAGGUGACGCCGUCCCACCAUGGGAACCGCUCCUUCAGCUACACGCUGGAGGAGCACACCAAGCAGGCCUUCGGCAUCAUGAACCAGCUGCGCCUGAGCCGGCAGCUCUGCGACGUGACGCUGCGCGUGCGCUACCGCGACGCGCCCCCCGCCGACUUCCAGGCCCACAAGGUCGUGCUGGCCUCGUCCAGCCCCGUCUUCAAGGCCAUGUUCACCACGGGGCUGCGGGAGCAGGGCAUGGAGGUGGUGCCCAUCGAGGGCAUCCACCCGCAGGUGAUGGAGCGCCUCAUCGAGUUCGCCUACACGGCCUCCAUCUCGGUGGGGGAGAAGUGCGUGCUGCACGUCAUGAACGGCGCCGUCAUGUACCAGAUCGACAGCGUCGUCCGCGCCUGCUGCGACUUCCUCAUCCAGCAGCUCGACCCCAGCAACGCCAUCGGCAUCGCCAACUUCGCCGAGCAGAUCGGCUGCGCCGAGCUGCACCAGCGGGCCCGCGAGUACAUCUACAUGCACUUCGGCGAGGUGGCCAAGCAGGAGGAGUUCUUCAACCUCUCGCACUGCCAGCUGGUGACGCUCAUCAGCCGGGACGAGCUGAACGUGCGCUGCGAGUCCGAGGUCUUCCACGCCUGCAUCAACUGGGUGAAGUACGACUGCGAGAACCGGCGGCUCUACGUGCAGGCCCUGCUCAAGGCCGUGCGCUGCCACUCCCUCACCCCCCACUUCCUCCAGAUGCAGCUCCAGAAGUGCGAGAUCCUCCAGUCCGAUUCCCGCUGCAAGGACUACCUGGCCAAGAUCUUCCAGGACCUGACGCUGCACAAGCCCACGCAGGUCCUGCCCUGCCGCGCCCCCAAGGUGGGGCAGCUCAUCUACACGGCCGGUGGCUACUACCGCCAGUCGCUGAGCUACCUGGAGGCCUACAACCCCAGCGACGGCUCCUGGAUUCGCCUGGCCGACCUGCAGGUGCCCCGCAGCGGCCUGGCGGGCUGCGUGGUGGGGGGACUCUUCUACGCCGUCGGCGGCCGCAACAACUCGCCCGACGGCAACACGGACUCGGACGCCAUCGACUGCUACAACCCCAUGACCAACCAGUGGUCGCCCUGCGCGCCCAUGAGCGUGCCCCGCAACCGCAUCGGCGUGGGCGUCAUCGACGGCAUGAUCUACGCCGUGGGGGGCUCGCACGGCUGCAUCCACCACAGCAGCGUGGAGAGGUACGAGCCGGAGAGGGACGAGUGGCAGCUGGUGGCCCCCAUGCUGACGCGCCGCAUCGGCGUGGGCGUAGCCGUGCUCAACCGCCUGCUCUACGCCGUGGGCGGCUUCGACGGCACCGCUCGCCUCAGCUCGGCCGAGUGCUACUACCCGGAGCGGGACGCCUGGAGAGCCAUCGCCCCCAUGGCCACCAUCCGCAGCGGAGCCGGGGUCUGCGCCCUCAACAACUGCAUCUACGCCAUGGGGGGCUACGACGGGACGGACCAGCUCAACAGCACGGAGCGCUACGACGUGGAGACGGACACCUGGACCUUCGUGGCGCCCAUGCGGUACCGGCGGAGCGCCCUCGGCGUCACCGUGUACCAGGGCAAGAUCUACGUGCUGGGCGGCUACGACGGCCACACGUUCCUGGACUCGGUGGAGUGCUACGACCCCGCCACGGACACGUGGACGGAGGUGACGCGGAUGACGUCGGGGCGCAGCGGGGUGGGGGUGGCCAUCACCAUGGAGCCGUGCCGCAAGCAGGUCGACCGGCCCGACUGCCCCUGCUAGCGCCGGCGCCGCCGUGGGGCCGGGCUGCUCCCGGCAGCCCCCCGCAGCGGGGCCAAGACUCAGCGUCAGCUCGGCGUCCCCGCUCCCCACG